AUGAAUAUUACUGGAAUCGAGUUUUGUCCGGUGUCCGGUUUACUUGGGAUUAAUAUGGUACCAAAAUCGAUUUCAAAAGCCGAGAAACAGACUGAAGAUAGUGGCGAGGCAGCCUUGUUCAGUUGGUACCACGGACCCUGUCUUUUGGAUAUGAUCGAUUCACUCCCCUCUCCGGACCGCACAGUCGACGGUCCUUUCCGUUUCGUUGUCAGUGACAUAUUCAAGCCUGCCGGACUCGGUGUUCCUGCUGUCGCUGGACGCGUUCUCUCCGGUGGAGUGUCUUCUGGAUUAAACGUGGCAACUAGUAGAGUAUUUUGCCAACCCAGUGGUUUACCGGCCACGGUAAAGUCUAUUCGUUCACUUUGCGCUGUUCGGUCAGGGGCUGAGAAUGCGGAAGGCGACAGCUCUGGUGGACUUCUGGACCAGGUAGUCAAAUCGGCUUUUGCCGGCGACCAGGUUGCAUUAAUUUUGAACGGAAUUGAUCCGUUCCAAUCUCUGGUUCCUGGUGACGUUAUCGCUGAUCCGGACAAUCCUGUACCUCUGGCUAGUCGCAUCAGCGCCAAGGUUUUAGUAUUCGCUGUCCCUCAACCGAUUACGCAAGGAUAUCCGGUGAUAUUCUACUAUCAUUGCACCAGUGUCGGUGCUCAUAUAACUAAACUGAGAUCGAUGACGCACAGAGAAAACAAGGUGGAAAAAACAGUGAAAAAGCCUCGUUGUCUGUUAGGAAAUUGUACGGCGGAUGUUGAGAUCACUUUAGAAAGACCUGUUUGUCUGGAGGUCUAUGAACGUUGCAAGCCUCUCGGGCGCUUUAUGUUACGUGUCAAUGGCGAAUCUGUUGCCGGUGGAACAGUAACCGCCGUUCUACCUCCGAAAAGGAACCGUCUGGUUGAUUUGUGA
Echinostoma caproni is the source of this 897-nucleotide messenger RNA. The record is from the annotation of a GenBank genome assembly. Lineage: Eukaryota; Metazoa; Platyhelminthes; Trematoda; Plagiorchiida; Echinostomatidae.